AUGACCACGGCUGCAAGACCAACAUUUGAUCCGGCCAGAGGUGGACAAGGCCGUGGAGAAAAAGACUUAAGUGCUAUAUCACGCCAAUAUUCAAGUAGAGAUCUUCCAGGUCAUACAAAGUUAAAAUACAGAGAACAAGGUCAAGGUACCACUGAGGAACUCCGCUCCAGAGAUUUUCGUAAAGAAUUAGAUGAGAGAGAAAAAGAUAGCAAAGGUCCUGCAGUAAGAAGGCAAAAUGAACCACCAGCAAAAAGAUUAAAAAUAGACCAAGUUCCUGCUGCCAGCUUAGAUGCAGAUGAUCCAUUAGAAGGAGAUUCAACAGAUUCUGAUGACUCGGAUGAUGAUACUGCAGCUCUAUUGGCUGAGUUAAAUAAAAUAAAGAAAGAGCGUGCUAUAGAACAGGCAAAAAAGGAGGCUGAGAAAAAACAAGAAGAAGAGAGAAUUCGUAUGGAAAACAUUCUUUCUGGAAAUCCCUUAUUAAAUUAUUCUGCUGCAGGGCAAAAAAGUGAUUUAAAGGUUAAAAGGCGAUGGGAUGACGAUGUGGUGUUCAAAAAUUGUGCACGUUCGGAGCCCGACAAGAAAUUAAAUACCUUCAUUAACGACUCUUUAAGGCCUCGUCGGUCUGGUGCACCACCUUUGGACCGUUCGGCACCUAGCUUUCUUCUUGAUGUAUACAAACAAUUGGCAGAAGAGCAUGAGCAAGCAAGACCGACGCGAAGUUCUGAAAUGGCUUUAAGCGGUGAAGAACAGCAAGCGAUUGACGAAAGCGAUCUUAUAAUGACAUUUCAAAGCAAAAAACACCAUUUGGGUGCUUUACGGCACGGGCACGGCAGGCAUGUGUGGUUCGAGGUAGCUGGUGCUCCCAGUGAUGCUUCUUCUCUGCUAACAGCAGAGCUGAGAGUGCACCAGGCUCCAACGCACACGGAAAAUCCGGCAAAUUUGUAUACGGUUGUCGCGCAUAGAGUGCUCAGCGUCGAUAAUGUUGGAGGUUUAAAAAUGGAACGUGUGGCUGCGGUGAAUACAAGCGCUGGUGCUGAAGGCUGGCUUGAACUUAAUGUGACAGCUGCUUUGUCGGCUUGGCUCACCGAACCCACAGAGAAUCGUGGUUUCUUUAUAACACUGCAUCCACAUUCGCAACCGGAGCGUCAUGUUAAGCCCGAAGAAAUUGGCUUAGAAGAGGCUCGCGGAUCAGGUGCCGACGGCAAACAACCGUUUCUAGUUGCGUUUUUCAAGAACGGUCCAAAACUGGGCGGUUGGGACGCGGGUGCUCGACGAAAACGCGAGGCACGUCGUUGGCGUACUCAUGGAUAUUCAGACAAUUACCUCAGGAAUCCAUUGACGGACACAUCUCAUUGGACGACGAGGAGUUGUGAAAUUCAAACCUUAUAUGUUAGCUUUAAGGAUUUAGAAUGGCAAGACUGGAUCAUCGCACCAGAUGGCUAUAGUGCUUACUACUGCAGCGGUGAAUGCAACUUUCCUUUGAACGCCCAUAAAAAUGCGACGAAUCACGCUAUUGUACAGACUUUGGUGCAUUUGUUAAACCCUACCCAGGUUCCAAAACCGUCAUGUGCUCCGAUCAAACUAGCAACUAUUUCAGUAUUGUACUACACGGAUGAUUCGAAUGUUAUACUACGGAAGUAUAAAAACAUGGUUGUUAAGACUUGCGGAUGCCAU
Iphiclides podalirius (scarce swallowtail) is the source of this 1674-nucleotide messenger RNA. The record is from the annotation of a GenBank genome assembly. Lineage: Eukaryota; Metazoa; Arthropoda; Insecta; Lepidoptera; Papilionidae.